AUGGUGCCAGUGCCGUUCCUCCUCGCCUGGGGCGCCGUCCUCCUCGUCGCCACCAUCGUCUCCCUCGCCGCGGCGCCCGCGGUCGCUGACGAGGCCGCGCACUACAACCCCAGCGCGUGCCAGAAGUCCUCCUUCCGCUGCGGCGACACCGUCGACGUUCGGUACCCGUUCUUCCUCGCCAACGCCACCUACGCCGUCGUCGAAGGCGACACGGCCUACCCCAGGUCCUACUGCGGGUACCCGGGCAUGGCGAUCGCCUGCGAGGGCGGCCGCGCCACGCUGAAGCUGAAGAGCGACAACUACACCGUGCUGGACAUCGACUACGACAAACACACCGUCACGGUCGCCGACGCCGACGUGCUAGUAGCCAGCGGCGGGGACGACUGCCCGCGGGUGGCGCACAACGUCACCGUGCUGGCGGAGACGUGGCUCAACCUGUCGGUCACCGCCAACGAGAACCUCGUCUUCUUCUACGACUGCGUCUUCACCGAGGGCAUCACCCCUCCGCCGCCGGCGUUCCUGCCCCCGAUCAACUGCAGCAGCUUUCGGAGCCCAAGUGGAGCGAAGUCUUUCGUGGUGGUGCAGCCGGACAUCAGUCUGAAGGACGAGUGGCCGCGCGCGUGCAAGGCGCCCGUCGUCGCGCCGGUGCUGAAGCGGCUCCUGGGCCCUGAUGAAGAUUACUUCUUGCGUCUGAACAGCGACGGGUACGGGCAGCUGCUGAAGCAGGGGUUCCAGCUGACGUGGGACCCCAGCGCCGGGUCCUGCUACUUCUGCGAGAAGUCCAACGGGCAGUGCAGCUACAGCCAGGUCGGCGAGUUCAUCGGCUGCCUCUGCUCCGACGGCCGCGUGCGCAGCCCAGACUGCGGAUCGAAGAACAACAAAAAAGCGAUUGCAAUAGGGACCUCCAUAGCUGCCGGCGUUUUGUCCCUGCUUCUUGUGGUCAUGAUGUGCUUGUACAUCCGCAAGAGAAGGCAGUACAAGAUGACCUCGUCCUCGAGGCUCCUCAAGCCCACUGCCUCUGGCGGGACGCCUCGUUCCAGAGGUAGCACCACUGACAUGGAGUCCGGCAGCGUCCACAGCCUGCAGACGCACCACUUCACGUACGAGGAGCUGGAGGAGGCAACUGACAGCUUCAGUGGCACAAUGGAGAUCGGCGAUGGCGGCUUCGGCACCGUGUACAAAGGGCAUCUCCGAGAUGGGCGCGUGGUGGCCGUGAAGCGUCUGUACAACAACAGCUGCCGGCGCGUGGAGCAGUUCCUGAACGAGGCGGCCAUCCUCUCCCGCCUGCGCCACCCGAACCUGGUGCUGUUCUACGGCUGCACCUCCAGCCGCAGCCGCGAGCUCCUGCUGGUGUACGAGUUCGUGCCCAACGGCACGGUGGCGGACCACCUCCACGGCCACCGCGCCGCGGAGCGCGCGCUCACCUGGCCGCUCCGCCUCAGCGUCGCCGUCGAGGCGGCCGCGGCGUUCGCGUACCUGCACGCCGUCGAGCCGCCCGUCGUGCACCGCGACGUCAAGACCAACAACAUCCUCCUCGACGCCAACUUCCACGUCAAGGUCGCCGACUUCGGGCUGUCCCGCCUCUUCCCGCUCGACGUCACGCACGUCUCCACCGCCCCGCAGGGGACACCGGGGUACGUGGAUCCGGAGUACCACCAGUGCUACCAGCUGACGGACAGGAGCGACGUGUACAGCUUCGGCGUCGUGCUGGUGGAGCUCAUCUCGUCGAAGCCCGCCGUGGACGUGACCCGCGACCGCAGCGAGAUCAACCUGGCCGGCAUGGCCAUCAACAAGAUCCAGCAGUGCCAGCUGGAGCAGCUGGUGGACCUCGGCCUCGGGUACGGCUCCGACGAGGCGACGAGGAAGGCCAUGACGAUGGUCGCCGAGCUGGCGUUCCGGUGCCUGCAGCAGAACAGCGAGAUGCGGCCGCCGAUCAGGGAGGUGCUCGACGCCCUCAGGAGCAUCCAGGAUGACGGGUUCGGGAAGAAGGGAGACGCCCUCAUCGCGCCGCGCUCGCCUGACACCGUGCACGCUCCGUGGGAUAGCAUGAGUACAACCCCCAGUAUUAGCCUGGUCUAG
Molecule: messenger RNA, 2079 nt
Organism: Miscanthus lutarioriparius
Lineage: Eukaryota; Viridiplantae; Streptophyta; Magnoliopsida; Poales; Poaceae
Source: the annotation of a GenBank genome assembly